Molecule: messenger RNA, 3353 nt
Organism: Dichomitus squalens LYAD-421 SS1
Lineage: Eukaryota; Fungi; Basidiomycota; Agaricomycetes; Polyporales; Polyporaceae
Exons: 11
Coding region: 52-1476 (474 amino acids)
Biological process (GO): positive regulation of translational fidelity; formation of translation preinitiation complex
Cellular component (GO): eukaryotic translation initiation factor 2 complex; cytosol
Molecular function (GO): tRNA binding; GTPase activity; translation initiation factor activity
Source: RefSeq, a predicted model, not a curated record
UCCAGCUCCCUUCCUCCGCCUUCUCGAGAAGCGUCAUUCCAAGUGCAAAAUAUGGCUGGAGACGAGACACGUCGUAAAGUCAACGAUGAAAGUGACUCAGAGGAGGAGAGCGAUACCGAGCAGAUUGUCAAGGUCGAGAUCGACCCUUCAAAACUCACCCCCUUGUCUCCAGAAGUCAUAUCAAAACAGGCUACUAUCAACCUAGGAACCAUCGGCCAUGUCGCUCACGGGAAAUCUACCGUGGUCAAGGCCAUCUCUGGAGUCAUGACCGUUCGUUUCAAGAAUGAGCUUGUUCGCAACAUCACCAUCAAGCUUGGAUACGCUAAUGCCAAGAUCUACAAGUGCGAGAACGAGGCUUGCCCCCGUCCCGGCUGUUACAAGUCCUACCGUUCCGACAAGGAAGACAACCCUCCCUGCGAACGCCCUGGCUGCAAUUCUCGAAUGAAGCUCGUCCGCCAUGUCUCUUUCGUCGACUGCCCCGGUCACGACAUUCUGAUGGCUACAAUGCUUAACGGUGCUGCGGUCAUGGAUGCUGCCCUCCUCCUCAUCGCCGGCAACGAGACGUGCCCUCAGCCGCAGACGAGCGAACAUUUGGCAGCUGUCGAAAUUAUGAAGCUAGAAAACAUCAUCAUCCUCCAGAACAAGGUCGACUUGAUCAAGGAGGAGCAAGCACUAGAGCAUCAUAAGAGCAUCGUGGCGUUCGUUAAGGGUACCGUUGCGGAGUCAUCCCCCAUCGUCCCCAUCUCUGCUCAGCUCAAAUACAACAUCGAUGCCGUGAACGAAUACAUCGUCAAGCGCAUCCCCAUCCCCACCCGUAAUUUUACCGCUGACCCCCGCCUCAUUGUCAUCCGUUCCUUCGACGUCAACAAGCCUGGUGCCGAGGUUGACGAGCUCAAGGGCGGUGUUGCUGGUGGCUCCAUCCUCACCGGCGUCCUCCGCCUUGGCCAGGAGGUCGAAAUCCGGCCAGGUAUCGUGACCAAGGACGCGCAGGGCCGCAAUCGUUGCAAGCCAAUCUUCUCGCGUAUAGUUUCAUUGCACGCGGAGAGCAAUCAUCUCCAGUUCGCGGUGCCGGGUGGUUUGAUAGGUGUGGGUACGCGAAUCGACCCGACGCUCUGUCGUGCGGAUCGGUUGGUCGGUCAAGUGCUGGGUGCGGUAGGCAAGUUGCCUAAGAUCUUCACCGAGCUUGAGAUCAGCCUGUUCUUGCUCCGUCGACUGCUCGGUGUCAAGACCGAGGACAAGAAGCAGACGAAGGUGUCCAAGCUCGUCAAGAACGAGCUUCUACUCAUCAAUAUCGGCUCAACGUCGACCGGUGGUCGUGUGCUCUCAGUCAAGGGCGAUCUUGCGAAGAUACAGCUCACUUCCCCCGCGUGUACUGAGGUUGGCGAGAAGGUUGCCUUGUCACGACGUAUCGAGAAGCACUGGCGUCUCGUUGGAUGGGGUAGCGUACAGCGUGGCACUGUACUUGAAGUGGACUAAGCCGCCUUCAUGUUGUAGAUCUUGUCGUUGUACUCAAGCUGCCAUCGUCUGUAGCAUUAGAGUUGUCACUAUCACCAUAUCAUCCCUGCGCCAUUGCGCUCUGUAUUGAUGCGCCUGUCGUUUCCGUCACGUAUGCUACGUCAUUGUGUUGUGUGUUGCGGAUCUUAUUGUAUGCUACGUUGUGGUCUAAAACAGUUCGACAUAUGAUCGACCAAAGCAAUGCGACAGGGAGAGUAGGGUGCGUAAUACAGAGUCGAGUAUCCUAAUCUAAGCAGUCACAUCCGGUGCCGGUGCAGGCUGUGGUUCUGUUGUACUAGAUGCAUUGCUCUCUGGUGGCGGGUUGAUGAGGUCAAGCUCUCUAAUGUCCACACCCGCGAAAGAGCGGUUCUUCACUUUGCGCGACUCAAGCUCGCGUUUCGUGAGGUAGAGAUGGAGGAGGCGAACGCAGUCCUUCGCAAAGACAAACAAGCCUAAGCCCACUGUGUUACGCCACCAGACAGGGUCCUGCGCGUUCCACGUCGGCGUCCCACCGAACAUGAUGUUGAUACCUGUGGCUAGAUGCGCUCCGAUCUGCCGCAGAGGAGAAUGUGAGUUCCCAACCGGGGCGCCAAACAGCCCUACCUGGGCAGGCACGUUUGCCGGCCGAUCACGAAUGGCGAGGAAUGCGCGGAGCCAGGGAAGGUACUGAGAGAGGUGGUAGAGAAGCUUGCCCAUGCGAUUCGAGAUCGUAGGCACGAGCAACGCGCCUCCGACAAACCGACCGAGGGACGAGGUCGUGACGUGGAGAGUGCGUUCGGCGACGGCGGCAGGGUCGUCGGGCAGGUUGUUGUUCCCUUCGCCCUCGGGAGGGACCGCGGGUUCGCCUUGACCGUCUUGCGCACCUGCGCCGCCAGCGCGGGGCACGGCCUGCCCUGCAACGGGCUGGAUGUUCGCCCCGAUGCGAACACGGAGAGGAGCGGGGCCGUUCUCGUUCAGGGCCCAGAUGACGCGCCGGAUGGGACCGCCGUCUCUGCUCGCGGCGUCGGCGUGCGUGCCCAUGACGAAUCUGGUGAGCUUGUUGAAGAAUCGGCGGUAUGUGAUCCUGACGAAUGGGAAGAGGAUCAUGCCCAUUAUUGGUGUUGGCGGCCAGCUCAGGGGAGGCGGGGCGUAGGGUGCUCCGGUGCGGUUGAAUGUCCAAAGUGAGGAGGAAGGAGAUGUGGCACGGGCUGGUGGCGACGACGACCAAGUGAGGAAGAGAGGGACGAUAGGGAAGGUAUCGAAGAGACGCGUUCUGGAGAGGAUGAGGGAGAACGGGAUGAUCGGGAGGUGUAUGAAGGCGUGCCAGGGCCACACAGAGGGGUCGUCGGUGAGGAGGACGUUGUACAUUUCUUCGCCCAGGAACUCCUUGACGGCGAACGCGCCGUACGACGUAGACACGACAUAUAAUGUGAAUCCGAAGGUCGCCGUCAAUCCUACAAAGCCCACCACCGUCGCUGCCUUCCCUGCGGCCGAAAGUCCAGCGUUGACUGCAUUCAACAAACGCAGGAUGCGCGGGUUGUCACUUUCGAGCUCAUAUGUUGCGCCACAUUGCGGACACUUGAGCGCAUUCCCUGCGCGGGAGGAAUCCUGCUGUGCCGACUUGAUCCACUCGAGGAGACACGACUCGUGCGCGACGAGUGUGCAGGAACAAGGAUGUGUCCAAGCGCGGGGAGGGUCCUCAGGGUUGUCAUAUCGUUCCUCCUCUCGGCAAAUGUAACAUAGCUUCACUCGCAGGUCCUGCACGGUCGGCACCCACUGCGGGUCUGUCAUCGUGUAGAUUGAAGGGAGGUGUGAUGAUAGAGGGCGAACGACGGUAGCGCAAGCUUGGCGAAGGGGAAUACGUUGGCAGCGGUCGUGGC